Molecule: messenger RNA, 1621 nt
Organism: Amborella trichopoda
Lineage: Eukaryota; Viridiplantae; Streptophyta; Magnoliopsida; Amborellales; Amborellaceae
Product: RGG repeats nuclear RNA binding protein A
Cellular component (GO): nucleus; cytoplasm
Molecular function (GO): RNA binding
Source: RefSeq, a predicted model, not a curated record
UAUGGACUGGCACACGGUGCGGCUAGGGUUUGUAUUUUAUCUCACUUCCCUUUCUUUCUCCACUGUGUAAGCCAUAGCUUCUGCUUUGCUUCGGUUCCUUCUCCAAAACCCUAAUCUUGCCAAUGGAGAACCAGUUACGGAGCAAUUAGGUUAGGGUUUCGACCAUUUGUGCCCUAUCUCAAAGAAAACGCUCCAUUUUUUCUAAGAAAUGGCGUCCACAAACCCUUUCGAUCUCCUUGGAGAUGAUGAUAACGACGAUCCUUCACUUCUCCUCGCUGCUGCUCAAAAGCAGCAGCAACAGAAGAGUGAUGGGAAAAAGGGUGGGGCCCCUGCAACUUCAGGAGCUCCUGCUUCUCAACAAGCUCCGGCCAAGCUCCCUUCUAAGCCUCUUCCCCCAUCUCAAGCUGUGAGGGAGGCGAAAGAUGAUUCUUCAGCCGGGCGAGGUGGCGGCCGAGGUGUGGGACGCGGUCUGGGCCGUGGGGUUGGGCGUGGUGGUGGUCGUGGUGGUGGUGGCUUCAAUAGGGAGUUCAAUAACAAUGGGACCAACACAUACUCAAAUGGUUCUUCAGGGGGGGUUAUCCCAAGCGAAGAGGGAGAUGGAGGAAAACCUUCAUCUGAUAGGCCACGUGGUGGCUAUAGUGGGCCGCGGCCUCCAUACCGUGGCGGGCGUCGUGGAGGCUUUGGAAAUGGUGUUGUCGGUGACUCGGAAAGGCCACGGAGACAGUUUGAGCGCCGUAGUGGAACUGGACGUGGUAAUGAGACUAAGCGUGAAGGUGCUGGUCGUGGCAAUUGGGGAACUCCAACAGAUGAUGGAUUUGCUGUCCAGGAGUCUGAGGCCGUUGCAAAUGUGGAAGAGAAAAACCCAACCCCUGAGAAGCAACCAGAGCAAGAAGAUGGUGUUGAUGCUGGCAAGGAAAAGGAAAAUGCAGUUAAUGAACCGGAGGAAAAGGAACCUGAGGAUAAGGAGAUGACUUUAGAAGAAUAUGAGAAAGUACGAGAGGAGAAGCGAAAAGCGCUUCUUGCAAUGAAGCCUGAAGAGAGGAAAGUUGAUGUAGACAAGGAGUUCAAAUCGAUGCAACAACUUUCACUCAAGAAGGGAAAUGAUGAUAUUUUCAUAAAGUUGGGAUCUGACAAAGACUCUAACAGAAGAAAAGACAGUGCUGAAAAGGAUGAAAGGGUUAAAAAGUCUCUGAGCAUCAACGAGUUCUUGAAGCCUGCUGAAGGGGAAAAGUACUAUAGUCCCGGAGGUCGAGGUCGUGGCCGUGGCCGUGGUGAUCGUGGAGGAUAUAGAGGAGGCUAUACUGGUUCUAGUGCAAAUGUUGCCCUUGCUCCUAGUAUUGAAGAUCCAGGACAAUUCCCUACAUUAGGUGGGAAGUAGAAGUCCUGUGCCACUGAAUGCUUGCUUCUCUCUUUUCUUCAGGGUUUUCCAAUCGCAAAGAGUUGAUGCCAGGAUCCAGCAGAAUAAUGAGGUUUCCUGUAUCUAAGACAUUUUUAAUUUUUAAAGAUGUAUAUUUCGGUGUCACCUUUGUUUUUCACGUUGUAUGCUUGUUGUUGUUUGGACUUAUUUAUCAAUUUUGAUCAUGCAUCAUCUUACUUUCUCAAUGGAAAACAUCUUGCUCUA